Oncorhynchus tshawytscha (Chinook salmon) is the source of this 4159-nucleotide messenger RNA. It is a transcript of the gene dll4, whose product is annotated as delta-like 4 (Drosophila). The transcript is spliced from 11 exons. Lineage: Eukaryota; Metazoa; Chordata; Actinopteri; Salmoniformes; Salmonidae. Gene Ontology annotation, molecular function: calcium ion binding. The coding region runs from base 541 to 2631 and encodes 696 amino acids. Gene Ontology annotation, biological process: Notch signaling pathway; multicellular organism development; cell communication. The record is from RefSeq and is a predicted model, not a curated record. Gene Ontology annotation, cellular component: plasma membrane; protein-containing complex.
AGUGUUCAUUCACGAGUAAUAAGACGAAUGGUGAACAGAGAUCCACGAGCGCAGCGCAAAAGUUAAGCACCAAAACAAGUCAAUGGUGUGGCGUCGUCCUACACGCUCACAACCGUUGUGGAGUGCUGUACUGUCCUACAGUGGAGAGCGAGGAAGACAGCAGCCCGAGCACAAAGAGAGAGAUAGGUACAGAUAUUGGAUUUUGAUGUUAAACCUUCAUCUCUUUGGAUAACCUGAGGAUACUAAAACUGUUCCUUUGGCGGUUUGGAACAUCCCACAAGGGUUCUAAAAACGGUUCCUUUGGCGGUUUGGAACAUCCCACAAGGGUUCUAAAAACGGUUCCUUUGGCGGUUUGGAACAUCCCACAAGGAUUCUAAAAACUGAAGAACAACGAAGUGGAACUCGAAGGAUUUAUAUUUUGUUCUUUUACUUUUUAUAUCCUUUUUGUACCCCCCCUCCAACAACAUUUUGGAAUAGGGGGCUUUGGAAUAAAGGGGAUAUAUUGGCGGGUGACGCGGUUGCCCAGGACAAGCGAGAAGGAUGGCAGUUUGGUUCACGUUUAUCAUCGCAUUCAGCACCACGAUACUGACACAGGUAUUUGGAUCCGGGGUUUUUGAGCUCGAUCUACAUGAAUUUACAAACAGCAAAGGAUUUCUGGCGAAUGGCAACUCUUGCAGGCUCAACUGCAGGACUUUCUUUCGAGUCUGUCUCAAAAACUACCAGGCUGUAGUGUCGCCAGGUGACUGUAUCUUUGGGAGCGCCGUGACACCGGUCCUGGGGACCAACUCGUUUAGCGUGAAGAACGGGGGCACUAUUGGCAGACCCAUCCGACUGCCUUUCAACUUUGGAUGGCCGGGAUCGUUUUCAAUGAUCAUUGAAGCCUGGUAUUCACCUUCAGCGGAUCUACCUGUAGACACCAGCAACCCAGAGAUGUUGAUUAGUUUCUUUGCCAUCCAGAGACAGCUGGGCGUAGGGACCGCCUGGUCUCAGAACAUUGAGAGCGUACGACAGACGGAGUUAAGGUAUUCUUACCGCUUCAUCUGCAAUGACAAUUACUACGGAGAAAGUUGUUCCAAAAUAUGCACGCCGAGGGACGACCGUUUUGGCCACUACACCUGCGACCGCGAUGGCCAGUUGUCCUGUCUGCCCGGCUGGAAGGGGGAAUACUGCGAAGAACCCAUCUGCCUGGUGGGAUGCAGUGAAGGGAAUGGAAACUGCUCCAGUCCUGGCGAGUGUGUGUGCAGAGAAGGUUGGCAGGGUCUGUUCUGUGAUGAGUGUAAGAAGUACCCUGCGUGUAAACAUGGCACCUGCCAACAGCCUUGGCAGUGUAACUGUAAGGAGGGCUGGGGAGGGCUCUUCUGUGACCAGGACUUGAACUUCUGCACGCACCACCGGCCGUGUGUGAACGGGGCGACCUGUAUGAACACAGGCCAGGGCAGCUUCACCUGUACCUGUCCCCCUGGGUUCACUGGGUUAAACUGUGAGCUGGAGCUGCAGGAAUGUGACAGCAACCCCUGCAGGUACGGAGGACUCUGCACGAACCUGGAUGUUGGCUACAGGUGUUCGUGUCCGCAAGGUUUCGAGGGUUCUCACUGUGAACACAGCCUGCUGACGUGUGCAGACUCCCCUUGCUUCCACAGCGGACAGUGCCAUCAGAAGGACAAUGGUCGCAGCUACACCUGCGAGUGUCCUCCCGGAUACACAGGACUCAAUUGUGAGAAAAGAGUGGACAAGUGCACGUCCCUUCCCUGCGCCAACGGGGGUCUGUGUUUGAUCCAUGGUGGCGUGCGUCUGUGUAGCUGUCGCUCUGGUUUCACAGGCCAGCGCUGCGAGAUCAACAUCAACGAGUGUGCCGGUAACCCCUGCACCAACGGAGGGACCUGCCUGGACCGCAUCAACGACUACACCUGUGCCUGCACCCCGGGGUACGCCGGCCGAAACUGUGACCGCAUCCUGGACGAGUGCUCCAUGCACCCCUGUCUCAACGGAGGACUCUGCACCGGGGAAGGGGGACCGGGGAAAUCCCCCACCACCUGUAUCUGUCCCGCCGGCUUCACUGGACCCCGCUGUCAGUUCUUUGCAGUGACCCUGCCAGUCGGUGGUGAGAGGAUCAACGGAGAGAGCCAAGAUGGCUUCCAGUGGGCGGCAGUUUCCCUGGCUGUAGGGCUGGUUGCGUUUCUGGUGCUGCUAUGCAUGGUGGGGUUGGCUCUAAGACACAUCCACAGGCAGAUAGGCAGGGACAGAGGAGACCGGGAGACCAUGAACAACCUAUCAGACGUACAGAAGGAUAACCUUAUCCCCGCCUCCCAGCUGAAGAACACCAAUCAGAAGGUUGUACUGGAGGUGGACUGCGAAUCAGAGAAGUCAAAUUUCAUCCACAAGAACUAUCACUUGGACUAUAGUACUGCAAAGUCGAAGGAGUUCAAGGAUGAUAAGUCGCAAGAGGAUAAAAGACUAAAUCACAUCUACGACAAGUGUUUAGAAGAGAAAAUACCGAUGAGUGGAAUGUACAGUGAAAAGGAGGAGUGUAGGAUAUCAACGAUAUGUUCCCCUCGAGACUCUCAGAUCUACCAGUCUGUCUUUGUUAUAGGAGAAGAGAAGAGGGAGUGCGUCAUAGCAACAGAGGUAUAAAGCUGUGUGAGCUAGAAAAGCGAGGGAGCAAGAAGGCAGAGGAGAAAGGCAAUCAAAGGCAGAAAAUAUUUUUCUGGAUUGUUUACAAAGAACCUGAGGAGAGACUGAAGAUCUGUUUCUGAUGUCACUGCUGCACUGGAGCAAUAGAGAGACGGGACCAUGGAGAAAAACAGAGAGACGGGACCAUGGAGAAAAACAGAGACGGGACCAUGGAGAAAAACAGAGAGACAGAGAAGAGAGCGGAAUCUCUCCUCCGUGAAAAAUGAAAAAAUGAACACUCUAGACUGAACUUUACUGAACUUUAACAUUGACCGAGUGUUUGUAUACAAAAUGUGUACAGUUCACAGUCAUGGACCUAUUAACUUCUGGGAACAAAUGGUUAAAUGAACUGUUAAAUGACUGACUGAACUGCACUGGGUGUGGAGGGGACUGGUAGAGUGUCAUUAUUAAGCAAAAACAAUGAACCUGAACUGAACUCAUCCGUCCUUGGCAGCGAUUGGAGGAGAGAGUAGGUGAAACAGGAAAAAUGUCCGUAGCUCGUAGUUGAACCCUGAUCCCUCAGUUGACCCUUGACUUAUCUCCAAGGGUAAUCGUGGUGACUCACGACAGCCAACUAAUCAAAAUGGAGGUGCCUGAGAUUAGACUGAUCUUUAACCCCUAGCCAGGAUCAUUGACCUGCUAUGCAGGGUCCAGGGUGGAACUCAAUGAAGAUCACCCACUGACCGCCACGACCGACCAGCAGUCGAAACCACAACCACAACGAACACAACGAGAACGAUGAAUCUCUUGACUGAACAAACAAACGUCUCAUCGUUCAAUCUCUAGAAACAAAAAAUACUUGGUUGGACUUUUCCGGACUUUUCCAUUUCAUGCAAGAUGGUGAAAAGUUUACUAGAAGCCUAAAAGAGUGUGUUUGGAUGCUAAAAAAACGAAACCCUUGUCUCUUCAUGGAGCAUUUGACCUACAAAAAUAAAAACAGAGGUGGAAAAUACACUUUUUGAAUCAACAGUAAUUUGGAGGUUGUGUGCACUAAAUAGGAUAUAUUCAUUUAAGACGCAACAAAUAAAUCACAGAAGCGUAAUACUCAGUUCUGUGCCAGCAGUAGUCCAAGAAAACAGGAAGGGAACCGACGGAUAAAUUUAUAUUUACAAUAAUCUCUGUCCCAAAUGGCACUCUAUUUCCUAUAUAGUAGUGCACUACUUUUGACCAGAGGCUUAUGAGCUCUGGUUAAAAGUAGUGCACUAAGUAAGGACGUAGGGUGUAAUUUGGGACAUAGACAAUAACAGCCCUGCACUAAAGAGACACAAAAGGAUUCCUAAAAGACACUGUCAUACCACUGCCUGCCUAUAAUGACUUUCUGAAAUUACAGAACCAAUAAUGUAAAAAAAAAAAUAUUAAAUGAUGAUUAUUUCCAGAGUUUAAUUUAAAUAUUGAUGAAUGCUACAACUGCUCUUUAUAUGUUUUAUAAUAUUAUUUUGUAUAUAAGGACCAGACUUCUGAAGAAUAAAACAUUUUAAUUCCUUGUUAA